Messenger RNA from Paramecium pentaurelia, 564 nucleotides. The record is from the annotation of a GenBank genome assembly. NCBI's taxonomy places the organism in Eukaryota, Ciliophora, Oligohymenophorea, Peniculida, Parameciidae.
AUGAACUUCAAUUAAUAGGUAUACCCAACAUAAAUCAAAUCUCAAAAAUCCAUUAAUUCUCAUCAUUAAAACUCCAAAAAUUCUUAUAAAAGAUCAAUACCUAAUACACCUCUCUUAUCAAAGCAUCCUAAAACAAAUCGAAUUAAUACAUUAGACGACUUAAAUAAUAAUGAAAAAUACUUAGAUUUAAAAAAUUUAAAGACUCCUAUAACAAAAUAAAUAUCCCUUGAUACAGAGCCUUAGUACUUUAAGGGAAAGAGACCUUCAGAUGUAGAUAAGGCUAAUUUUCUUUAAAUUUAAACAGCUAGGACUGUGAGGUCUAGUUAAAUUGAUCAAAAUAAUACAAUGAAAAUACAGGCAACAUAAUAAAUUUCAACGGAAUAGAAGAACAAAUAUUAUUUCAAAAGCGAAUCAAUUAGUAAUGAAAAGAUUUUAGAUUUGCUCUUAAUGAAUACAUAAGAAUUAAAAGGCUUUUUCUAGAAAGAGAAAGAACCUUUACAAAGACCAAAACCAAGAAUAAACAAUAUAAAAGGAUUUCCUUCUGAUUUCUUUUCUAUAUUGUGA